Papaver somniferum (opium poppy) is the source of this 3968-nucleotide messenger RNA. RefSeq lists its product as uncharacterized. The record is from RefSeq and is a predicted model, not a curated record. The coding region runs from base 572 to 3670 and encodes 1032 amino acids. NCBI's taxonomy places the organism in Eukaryota, Viridiplantae, Streptophyta, Magnoliopsida, Ranunculales, Papaveraceae. The transcript has 4 exons.
GGAGACUGGAGAGAAUCUAGAAAUGCUGCUGCCCCUCCUAUUUCUUAACCUUUACAGUUCCUUCCUUCCUAAAAUAUUCCAGAAAUAAAUAACAAAAAAGAUUUUCAAACUACAAGAGAAGUGAAGAAAAAAAGAGAUUCAAUUAAAACCAAAAAAAAAACAGAAGAAGAAUAAAAGGAGACUAGAUGUUGACAAAUAUCAUGUCACUGUUGUUCAUACAAGUUUGUUUGUCAUUGUGUUGUAGAUUUUCUUAUCUGGGAUCUCUCUCUCUCUCUCUUUCUCUAAGCUGGCCCAGUAGAUCAACAAACAAAUCUCUCUAUUAAUAAUAACUUUUCAGAAUUCUCUUUUCUUUUCUUCUUAUACUAAGAUAGAGAUGAUAUGAUGAUGAAGACGAAGAUCUAAUUUCAUUUUUAAGGUUCUUUUUUCUUCUUCAAAUGGUGUUACUCAAAUUCCCCCACCUUGUUUUUUUCGCUCUGUUUCAUUAAAGACUUUGAAUUUCAGUGGUUGAAGAGAUUCUUAUUAUGUAGAUAGUUGAUUGAUUGAAUUCAGAAGAAGAUGUGGGUUUGAGGGAAUGGGAACAAAAGUCCAGUGUAAAAGCUUCACUCCGGCAUUUCACUCUAUGUGGGAUCUUAAUGAGGAUGCAAACAGUGGAAGUUGGCCUGUGUAUUACGAUGAUAAAGUCUUGAAGAAAGAGCAGUACUACAACUGUUACAUGGCAGGGUCUAAUAUGGAUAAUGGAUAUUCAGAUUACGAGAAACAAGUACUGAAGCAAACAAUACUUGAGCAUGAAAAUGUAUUCAGGAAACAGGUUUAUGAACUACACCGGCUUUAUAGAACACAAAGGGAAUUAAUGAAUGAGUUUAAAAGGAAUGAAUUACACAAGUAUGUGAGACCAGUGGAGGUAUCACAGUCAAGUAAUCAAUUUUCAACUCAAACAGCUUUAGAAGGUGCUAAAAAUACCUGGCAAGUACCAAGCUUCCCCUUCAUGAGCCCUACUUGCAGUAGACCCUCCAUAUCAGGUGUUGAGAGCACGCAAUCUCCAAUGUGCUUUAUAAAAGAUAGUAAUUUGUCUGUCACCCCAAAGGCAGUACAGGAUGGGAGUUUUACUGAGGAACGCGAGUUAUUGAAUUCCAAGUCUAAACAGGUGGGGAGAAAAAUGUUUGACCUGCAACUUCCAGCAUAUGAGUAUAUCGACAGUGAUGGAGAAGAUGGGGAAGCAAAGGUUUCUCAAUCAUCUGCUAUAGACAAUAAGAUGUCUCUUGGUGGUGGAGUGAAUUGCCAAGGAGAUGCUUCAAGGUCUGAAUCCCAUGUAUCAAACAGAACUGGAUUGGCUGAUUUGAACCAACCCAUACAAAGUGAGGAAACAGUGUGCCCAUCUGCAGUUAGUUUUCUAGGAACUACUGCUACUCUCUAUGGGAGGAAUCAAGGAGAGGAGUCGCCUGCAAAACCAAAUUACUCUGGAGUCCCUCGGGAUUAUUUUUUUAAUGCUCGGAAAGACAAGAGUAGCGGGUCUCACCAAAAUAAUACACAUUUGGAGAAUGAGGGAAAAAGAGAAAAACCAUAUCAGCUUGAAGCAGGACUAAAUAGAGGAAACUUCGAUUCGUUUCAUUUACAGAAUUUGCAUGCACAGUCCACUUCACCAAAUGUUGAUCCUAAUAGGGCUCAUGAAUAUCCAGCAUUUUCUGUAUCUGACACUUGCAUGAGACAGCCAUGGAGAGAAAGAGCAGUUUGUGGCUUAGAAAUCCCUGAAAGUAGUCAGAGUCACUACAAAUAUAACUAUUUGGGAUCAGUUGUUGAACCACGAAUACCCACUUCAUAUACAUGUGCUUCUCAGUCUGAAAACAACUCUGAAUCUUCUUCAGUCUCUUCUUGGAUAAAACCCAUAGAUAAUGUUCAUGAGAAGUCAGUAGAGGUCAGAACUCUCCCAUGCUUAAACUCCUAUUCUCCAUAUAGUAACAGUUCCAAAUUGUCAGUCCAAAAUCCGGUGGUUAAUGGAAGUGGAUGGCAUUUUAGUAACAACCCGAGGCCAAUAUCUGGAAGUGGAAAGGAAAGCUACUCCAGGAAUGGUUUUUACCACGGUUCGCAGGCAGAGUACAGUGCAUCUAAGGUUCCCUUCCCUUCCACUCGUUUUGAUUUCAUUAAUGGUAGUAUUAACAAUAAUUCAGCUUCAGAACACUCUGAAAAUCGCAUCCCCACAAAGUAUUUUAGGGGUUCAGAGUGCUUGGAUGUAAAGUCUAUGAAUGGUGUGAAUUUGAAUCUGGCUGCUCUGAAUGGGUUUCAAGAUGGAGCAGUUCGCCGACAUGAUCUUGUGAUUAUUGAUGGGGAGCGUGAGAAUGAAGACCGAGCGCUUGGGUUACCAUGGCUGAGAGCAAAAUUUGCAGGUGAAAAUGGACAUCCAAAUAGAACAGGAAUGAAUUCGUCUCAGGUUACCACUAAAAUAGUUGAAAAGGGUAGUGGUCCUAUGUCGAGCAUGUUUCAAAAUUUUAAUUCUUCAUCUGCUAGUAACACUUCAAGUGUAAGGGUGGGUGACUGCCCAGAUAGUAGAAGGAUUGGUGGUUUUCCCAUGUUCGACAAGUCUCAUAUUUCCAAGGACCAGAAAUUUGUUAUACCCCCGUCCAAGUAUCAGUGUUCCCCAAAAGGGAAGGAGAUUCAGAAUAAUGGGAAAGUUAUUUUCAACGUCGACUUGUCCCAAGUGCAUGUGAAACCGGAAUCUAGCUCAAGGCUGUCAUUACAUAAUCUGACAGGAUUAGACUUAAACUGUUCUGGUUUUGGAAAUGAUUUUAAUCUGAACUUAUGUAUAGGCGAGGAAGAGAAUACAUCUGUGCCUCAGUUUCCAAAACCAACAGUUAAAAUUGCAGUUGAGAUAGAUUUGGAGGCGCCAGUAGUGCUCGACACUUUGGAGGGAUGCACUCUGGAGGGUGAGUGUUCACUGAAUCAACCGGAGAAAAAUGUUGAAUCAUCGGCAACCAAUAAAGACCCACUAAAGGCACUUGAAAGAAUUGCAUCAGAGGCUAUAGUCUUAAUUUCUUCAUCGACGAAUUUUUUAGAGAAUUCUGCACUGAAGUCAUCUGAAGAGUCUCUCAAGGACUGUCUGGGUUGGUUUGCAGAUGUAGUAUCUGGCAUGGCUGAUCUUGAGAUUGAAUCGAGGCAUAAUGAGGAAUCCUCCUGUGAGAGUGAUUACUUUGAGACAAUGACAUUAAAACUGACCGAGACAAAAUUAGAAGAGUUACCCUGUCAGAUUUGGGUACCCGAAAAUCAAAAAGAAGCGGAAACAGUUAAUUGUCCAAUGCUAACCCGGCGUCGAAGAGGACAGUCAAGGAGAGGACGACAGAAAAAGGAUUUUCAGAGAGAUAUCCUUCCAGGUCUUGUUUCUUUGUCUCGUCAUGAAGUGACUGAAGAUCUUCAAACAUUCGAAGGCUUGAUGAAAACAAUGGGCCACUCUUGGCAGAGUAGUUUAACUAGAAGGAACACAGGUAGAAAUGGAUGGGCACGGGGUAGGAAACGGACACAGGGUUCAGCUCCUCCUCCAACGGUUAUAUGCUCUCCGCCAAAAGAGCAACCAAGCAAGGUAGAACCCGGGUUUGAGGAGAAAUGCUUAAAAGGAUGGGGGAAAACGACUAGACGACCGCGAAGGCAGAGACUUCCAGCUGGUACACCUCUUCCCGUGUAACUCUUAUAUCACAUUUAAUAGGAAGAGCAAAUAACCCUGCACAACAUAUAGUUUCGGAGAUAUUGGUUGGAGGGAAAUGAACCAAGUUUCAUUUGCAAAGCUCCUCUGGAGGUUGACAGAGUAGAUAUAGAGUAGGUAUGGGAGUGAUGACCUCCUCUCCUUUGUACAUUAUCUGCCCUAACAUUUGGGUGUUCCGUUUAUCCUGAUUGAGUUCUGAAUUUAGUUAACAGUCUGUAUAAAUGUUGUUUCAUUAUUUCCUCUUAUGAUAAAUUGCAAGAUGUCUUCUCUCCUUCAAAAA